UUUUCUUUCCCUCCCCAAAUCCCUUCGAUCGAGUCCGCUUCGCUUCUUUGUUCUCCGCUUUUCUCGUCCAGUCUCCCGACGUCGUCUCCCUUCUCUCUUCCAGUCUCGGGUAAGAGCUCGCUUUCCAGGGGUGGGGAGAUCUGGCCGGUCGCGAGUUGCAAUCGUCGGAUUCGCCGGAGGAGCGUUUGGAAAUGCUCGGAGAUGCGAUCUCUGAGCGCGUUCUGGAGAAUCUUUUAUGCCCAGGAGAGGCGGAUCCAUGACGUGGGAGACCGAUCUCGCUUGAUCCUCUGUGUUCUUGGAGAAUCACGGGGCGAUCGGUGCGGGAGAGUGUGAGGGUUUGGUGCGGCGAGGGAGGGAAGAUCGCGGAUUCGCUAUGUAUUUCGCCAAGCUCGACGAUUCUCCAAUGUUCCGGAAGCAGAUUCAAUCACUUGAAGAAAGUGCAGAAUCAUUGAGAGAGAGAUGUCUAAAGUUUUAUAAGGGAUGUCGCAAAUAUACGGAAGGACUUGGAGAGGGAUAUGAUGGGGAUAUUGCUUUUGCAAGCUCUCUUGAAAUGUUUGGAGGGGGGCAUAAUGACCCCAUUAGUGUUGCGUUUGGAGGGCCUGUUAUGACCAAAUUUACCAUCGCUUUGAGAGAAAUAGGAACCUACAAAGAGGUAUUACGUUCCCAGGUUGAGCAAAUGUUGAAUGAGAGAUUACUCCAAUUUGUAGACACAGAUUUGCAUGAUGUUAAGGAUGCUCGCAAGCGGUUUGAUAGGGCUAGUCUGCUAUAUGACCAGGCACGUGAGAAGUAUCUAGCGCUCAAGAAAGGGACAAAAGCAGAUAUCACAACAGUUUUAGAGGAUGAGCUCCAUAGUGCAAGAUCUUCAUUUGAGCAAGCCCGUUUCGAUCUGGUUACUGCUCUUUCUAACAUAGAGGCAAAAAAGAGAUAUGAACUUCUGGAGGCUGUUAGUGGAACUAUGGAUGCCCAUCUUCGUUAUUUCAAACAAGGAUAUGAGCUACUGCAUCAGAUGGAGCCAUAUAUCCACCAGGUUCUGGCUUAUGCCCAGCAAUCAAGGGAGAGAUCUAGCUAUGAACAAGCAGCGCUUAUAGAAAGAAUGCAAGAGUUCAAAAGACAGAUUGAUCGAGAAAGUAGAUGGUCUGCAAAUGGGUCAAACGAUUCUCCCAAUGGAGAUGGCAUACAAGCUAUUGGAAGGAGUUCUCAUAAAAUGAUAGAGGCAGUGAUGCAGACAGCUGCAAAAGGGAAGGUUCAAACUAUUAGACAAGGUUAUCUCUCAAAGCGCUCUUCAAAUCUAAGAGGUGAUUGGAAGAGAAGGUUCUUUGUUCUUGAUAGUCGGGGCAUGUUAUAUUAUUAUCGUAAACAGUGGAGCAGAUCAUCUGGAGGUCACCAUCCUAACCAGAGAGGUCAUAAUUCCUCUGAACAUGGUCCCGGACUGCUGAGUCGAUGGUUUUCUUCUCACUAUCAUGGUGGUGUACAUGAUGAGAAAUGUGUUGCACGUCAUACUGUAAACUUGCUAACAUCAACAAUAAAAGUUGAUGCAGACCAGUCAGAUCUGCGUUUCUGCUUCAGGAUUAUAUCACCGACAAAGAAUUACACUUUGCAGGCAGAGAGUGCCAUGGAUCAAAUGGAUUGGAUUGAAAAAAUAACUGGUGUUAUUGCUUCUCUGCUAAGCUCUCAGUCACCUGAACAGCGCCUUCUCACAAGCCCCAUGAGCGGUGGCCACCAUCGAGCAGCCAGUGAGAGUAGCUCAUUUGGUAGCUCAUGUGAUCUUGAUCAUUUAGCAAAUGAAGAAUCAUCAUUGGAAAAAUGCAGCAUCGGUGGCCAUUUUGACUGUUCUAUUAGGAGCUCACAACAGUAUAGGUUCAACUCAAAGCAUGAGAAGCCAAUUGAUGUGUUACGAAAAGUCUGUGGAAAUGAUAUAUGUGCUGACUGUGGUGCUCCUGAACCUGACUGGGCAUCCCUGAACCUUGGAAUUCUGCUUUGCAUUGAGUGUUCUGGGGUUCACCGCAAUCUUGGUGUGCAUAUAUCAAAGGUGAGAUCUCUAACUCUUGAUGUUAGAGUAUGGGAGCCUUCUGUUAUCAAUCUAUUUCAAUCACUGGGCAAUACGGUUGCCAACACCAUCUGGGAAGAAUCAUUUCCAUCGACAAGCAACGGCAAAUGUGAGAAUGUCUCAAGUUUCUGUAUUGUUGACAAGACUCAAGGAUAUUACUGUAUCAAUAAGCCUAAACAUUCAGAUCCAAUUACAGUGAAGGAGAAGUUCAUUCAAGCAAAGUACGUGGAGAAGCUUUUUGUUCAUAAAACAGCAGCAGAUCAGCUUUCAGUUGCACAAAAAAUGUGGGAAAGUGUUCGUGCCAAUGACAUGAAAGCAGUAUAUCACCAUAUUGUGGCAUCGAAUGCUGAUGUCAACAUCAUCUAUGGACAGGCAUCCGUAAAUUCUUCUGUAACUCUUGCAAAAGCUAUGCUUCUACAAGAUCAGCCAACUGCAGUGCUCGAUUAUAGUUCUAGCUGCUUAUUAGGUGAUUCUUUGCAAAAGUCUUCCACCAUGAGUUCAUUUAGCUCAGUGGGCACCAGCGACAACAUAAACGAAGUGGAUGAUUGCUUUGAAGGCUUCACUCUACUUCAUCUUGCUUGCUUGACUUCAGAUAUGGCCAUGGUAGAGCUACUCUUACAGUAUGGUGCAAAUGUAAAUUCUAUCGAUUUGAAGGGAAGGACACCACUUCACCAUUGUAUUCUCAGAGGCAAACAUUUAUUUGCCAAACUGCUGUUGACAAGGGGUGCUGACCCACAUGCUACCGAUGAGGAUGGUAAAACUGCCCUACAAUAUGCGAUAGAAGCUGGUAACAUCAAAGACGAAGAAAUUAUUGUUCUCCUUGGGGACCCUAAUAGAUAGUUAAGAUCAAAAGGGAACGAAGCAGUUGGGAACUUCUAGCGGAUUGCUGUCUUCAUGUUCCAGCUAAAGUAUCUAUCAUAACUGAUAAAUUAUUCCUUGUACCAAUCGAUGCUUGCAAUCAUGAGCCAGAGACAGGUUGAUCCUUUUCUGAAUCUCAAUAGUGGUGCUUUUACGUUAUCUGAUAUCUGCCUAUUUAUUCAGUUUGAUGGUGCUCGGAUUUAUAUGAGUGGUGUCAGUUUUGUACAAUUUCUUCCUGUUAUUUAAAAGUUACUGCUCCCAUUUUAUUAGAGAUCAUUUUGAUCAUGGAAGUUGUAUAUAGAUCAGUUCCAUGAAAAUUUUAGAUUUCGAGUGGUGUAAUAUAUGCCGUAACUUGGAGAACUGUUUUGCACGAAAUACCAGCUUUACAAUAUUCCUCAAA
This is a messenger RNA of Musa acuminata AAA Group (dessert banana), 3305 nucleotides long. Its product is annotated as ADP-ribosylation factor GTPase-activating protein AGD3. NCBI's taxonomy places the organism in Eukaryota, Viridiplantae, Streptophyta, Magnoliopsida, Zingiberales, Musaceae. Gene Ontology annotation, molecular function: protein binding; GTPase activator activity. The record is from RefSeq and is a predicted model, not a curated record. The transcript is spliced from 19 exons. Gene Ontology annotation, cellular component: cytoplasm. Bases 374 to 2887 code for a protein of 837 amino acids.